AUGGACAGAGAGGAGUCAGAGGCCCUUAUCCUAGAUCACCACUGCUACUCUGAGACACAGUGUAAAUACAGGAAGGUGCAGUACCAGGAGAUAGGCCUACUAGGCAGGAUGAGUUCCAGAGGUGCCAGGCCCUCUUCUCCCCCCAGCUCGCUGGAGCGCCCGGCGUCACAGGACUCCCAGGACUCCAUGGAGGACUACUGGAGCGAGGUGAAGAACAUCGAGGAGGAUGGCGAGCGGGGCCACGAGGACCUGCUGGAGAGGGGCAGCAUGGAUGAGGCCGAGCUUGAGGAGGCGUGGCUGCAGGAGGCGGGUCUGUCCACAUUGGUGUCGGGGGAGUUGGGGGAGGGGCCUGCAGAGGCGCUGCUCUCCACGCUGACGCGCUCGCAGGCAGCCAUGGUGAAGAAGCGUGUGGACAACUACACCCUGACCAUGAGGAAGAGGAACAAGCAACCGGCCAGACACGUCCAAGACGUCUUCUCCACGCCAGAUACCUUGUUGGUUGAUCCCAUACCGCCUGUGUCCCCCAAGUCAUCCAAUGGACACAUGCCUUCCAUAUGCAUCCACCGGACGUCUUCAAGAGUGCGGCCUGCUUUUCCCAGCUUCUCCCCAGUGGAGAGACGUGUUUCAGAGUGCCCUCCCCCUCAGGAUACCUCUGACACCCUGUCUUUCGAAGUGCCUUACUCUGAGGGCGUCACUGCCCACCGCAGGGGCCGCCAGGGGGACUGCCAGGACUGCCAACGCAUCCGCAGAGAUGACCCCGACCUGCCAACAUUUCAGCUGCCUAGGCCUAAACUAGGCCUCACCCACAUCCAAGAUCUGUCUUGUGAGGACAUGAAGAAGAUCGGCUACAUCUCUCUGAUUGAACUGACCACGUUCUACGACUGCCUGGGCAUUGAGCUCAAACGCAACCGAGCAGCACGCAGCAAGGCCAGAGAAAGUGGUAUAUUUGGAGUUCCCCUGACCACUCUACUGGAGAAUGACCAGAAGAAAUUCCCCGGGUCCAAGGUUCCUCUCGUCUUCAGAAAGCUCUUGUCCAAGCUGGAGCAGACAGGACUACAAACAGAGGGGAUUCUCAGAGUACCAGGGUCUGCAUCCAGAGUAAAGCAUCUGCGCCAGGAGCUGGAGCAGAAGUUCAAUGAGGAACGGUUUGACUGGGAGCAGGUGAGGCACAAUGACGCAGCGGGUCUGCUGAAGAUGUUCAUCAGAGAGCUGCCUUAUCCUCUGCUCACGCUCCAGCACUUACCGGCCUUCGCCGCUGCACAGAGUGUCUCCUCUCCCAGACACCAGAUCCAGGCCCUGCACCUCCUCAUCAUGCUGCUCCCUGAGCCCAACAGAGACACACUCAAGGCCCUGUUAGAGUUCCUGAGGAAGGUGGUAGCCUAUGAAGAGAAGAACAGGAUGAGUCUGUGGAACGUGUCCAUGAUUGUGGCUCCCAACCUCUUCACCUACCGGGGCAAGAACGCCAAGCAGGAGGAGAUGCAGGCGGCAGGCGGGGCAGCCCACCUCGUACGGCUACUCAUCACAUACCAAGAACUGCUCUGGACCGUGCCCUGCUUUCUCAUCUCCCACGUGAGGAAGUUGAAUGAGGCAAGCAAGAAGCCGCCCAGCUCAGAGAAGACCAAAAGGAAGCUGCUACUGAUGAGGAAGAGGAACGCUGAGAAGACUGAGAGGAGCGAGUUGACUGACCUCCGAGAAGGGGUCAUCAGGGUUCACGCCCCACUACACGCUAAGAUCUCCAUGGCGAUCCAGUUGGACAACGAGACCAAGGCCAAAGAUGUGAUGGCGCGCUUCGAUUAUGAGAACGGUCGUGGCACCAGAAGCACUAGCCAGAGGCCAGUACAGUAUUUGUUUGAGGUCGGAGGAAACAUAGGCGAGCGCUGCUUGGACCCUGAGACUCACCUACUAGACGUGUACCAUGUGAAUCCGCACUGUGAAUGGCUUUUAAAACCCACGACAACAUGAGAACUGAGGAUUCACUCACUCAACACAGUCAGCAAACUGAACCACUGCCCUCUUGUGGUCGUCCUGGUGAACUGGGCAUGCAUGGAGGCCUUGUUGACUGUAGUUGAGAUUUUAUCCCAAACUAUGGACCACUAAAAAGAGCGAGAGCUGGAAGAGGAACUAUGGAGAGAGACAUUCUCCUCCCGAAGGAAGGACUCAGCAUAGGCCAUGUUUGUGGGAUUGAACCUUAUAACAAACUACUAAAUAGGACAGAAGCACUAUACUCUGACUAACUGGGUUCUGGAUGGAAGUAUUUGGAGGUGGGACAGCUUUGUGAAGACAUGCUCCACAUACGUGACUGACGACAUCCCAUUGCUUGCCAUUUGAAUUUAUUUGUGCCUUUUUGAGGACAGUAACUUAUUUUACACUAAAAUUUCACUAUUAGAUGUUCAAUGUUUCUUUUGACAAAUUAAAACGAGUGUUCAGUUUACGUAACAGGAUUGACCUUAAAAUGAGGGGCAGACUAAUCACAUGAAAUAAUAAUCUUCAGAAAUGACUUUGU
Salvelinus namaycush (lake trout) is the source of this 2503-nucleotide messenger RNA. RefSeq names its product rho GTPase-activating protein 28-like. The transcript is spliced from 15 exons. Gene Ontology annotation, biological process: signal transduction; regulation of small GTPase mediated signal transduction; negative regulation of stress fiber assembly. Gene Ontology annotation, molecular function: GTPase activator activity. Bases 1 to 1962 code for a protein of 653 amino acids. NCBI's taxonomy places the organism in Eukaryota, Metazoa, Chordata, Actinopteri, Salmoniformes, Salmonidae. The record is from RefSeq and is a predicted model, not a curated record. Gene Ontology annotation, cellular component: cytoplasm.